Clarias gariepinus (North African catfish) is the source of this 2632-nucleotide messenger RNA. RefSeq lists its product as uncharacterized. The transcript has 18 exons. Gene Ontology annotation, cellular component: nucleus; spindle microtubule. Gene Ontology annotation, molecular function: plus-end-directed microtubule motor activity; microtubule binding; ATP binding. Gene Ontology annotation, biological process: mitotic spindle assembly; microtubule-based movement. Lineage: Eukaryota; Metazoa; Chordata; Actinopteri; Siluriformes; Clariidae. The coding region runs from base 145 to 2589 and encodes 814 amino acids. The record is from RefSeq and is a predicted model, not a curated record.
UUAAACUUUAAAGUCAGUUUGUCAACACUAUACACUACUCGUUGGUUUUUGGUCACUCUGAAAGUUACUUUGCUUUGGGAAGCAUAGAUCAUAUUUGUGCAUUCAUUUCUAAAACAAGUGUGUUAGUCCUUUCCAGUCACAGUCAUGGCAGCAACAAUUGACCUGACAAAUGAAGCCACACUUUUGGUGGCCAUGGAGUCAACAGCAUGUGAUCCUCACCAUGCUGAGAUGCCAGAACUUUCUGGCCUUUCAUCCAUUACUUCACAGAGUGAGUCUGUUGAUGGAUGCGACCAGCAGCUUCGGGUUUUUCUCAGAGUUCGUCCUUUUAGUAAAGAGGAGCUCAACAACAAUGAGGACCAGCGUUGUGUGGUGUUUGAGAGCACUGAAACUGCUACGCUUCAUGCCCCUAAAGGCUCUGCCACCUUGAAGUGCAGUGAAAAAGGCAUUGGCCAGCAGGUGCACAAGUUCAGCUUCACCAAGAUUUUUGGGCCAGAGUCGACUCAGGCAGAGUUCUUUGAUGGGACGAUCAAAUCACAAGUUCAAGAUUUUCUGCAUGGCAAGAAUGCACUGGUGUUCAGCUAUGGAGUAACCAACGCUGGGAAGACACAUACCAUACAAGGCUCUACAAAAGAUCCUGGUAUUUUACCACGUGCCCUUGAGCUAGUGUUCAGGCACAUCAACGGACGCCUGUAUGAGCCAAUGGACCUGAAGCCGUAUCUGAAUUCUGAUGUACAGAAACUGGAUCCUGAUCAGCUCAGAAUGGAGAGAUCUGUUAAGACUUCACUCUUCAGUAUGCUCAAAGAGGACCCGGAGUCCACUAGAAAGAGCAGGAGUCGGAGUUCCUCCUCAUCUUCUGUUAACAGCCUCUCUUUCUCUGGAGUCUCUUAUGAUCAGACAGUGGACAGUGCAGAGGGAGCUGCUGAUGUACAGUCUGUCUACUCGCUGUGGGUUGCUUACUUUGAGAUCUACAAUGAGCAAGUGUAUGACCUGCUGCAGCCUGCGCUCUCCAACAGAACGAAGAGGCGAGCGGCAUUGCGUUUGUGUGAGGACAGUGCGGGAAAUUCCUAUGUUAGAGAUCUGAGGUGGGUUAAUAUACAGAAUGCAGAAGAGGCUGCUAAAGUUCUACGUGUAGGCAACAAGAAUCGCAGUGCUGCAGCAACCAAAAUGAACCAGUCAUCCAGCAGGAGCCACAGCAUCUUUACCGUCAAGCUAAUACGCAUUGAUGGAGCUGAUGUCCAAGGAAUGUCAGAGCUUUCUCUGUGUGACCUGGCUGGGUCGGAGCGCUGCAACAAGACGCAAACGUUUGGAGAGCGCCUGAAGGAAGCCGGGAACAUUAACAAUUCCCUGCUGAUUCUGGGAAAGUGCAUUGCAGGGCUACGAAACAUCCAAAGUGACAGGAUGAAGAACAACUACAUUCCGUUUCGUGAAAGCAAGCUAACCCGCCUCUUCCAGGGGGUGUUCUGUGGUCGUGGAAGGGCCUCCAUGAUUGUGAAUAUCAAUCAGUGUGCCUCAACUUAUGAUGAGACUCUCCAUGUCAUGAAAUUCUCUGCUGUUGCCAAAGAGGUCGUUCAGGUGAUCCAACCUCGCUGUCUCGAGUCUCUGGCACCACGCCUGCUUGGUCGAGAUGGAAAGCCUUUGCUAAACAAUGGGGUGCUUGACAGCCAGGCAGUGGAUGCCUACCUGUCAGAGGACGAGCUGUUGGAUGGGGAUGAAGAUGCGGAUAUGUCAAUAUUACCUCAGGAGGAACUGUUGAAUUUGGUGGAGAGUCUACGGGCAAAGCUGUUGGCUGAGCGUAAGAAAAAUCUGCUGCAGGAGAUUCAGAUUCGCAGAGAGAUGGGCGACGCCAUGAUGCAGCAAAUUAUGGAGAUUGAAGAACUUCACAGUCGCCAGAUGGCAGAUAUGAAGGAGAGUUACGAGGAAAAAAUGGACAGCACGUUUGAGAUGUAUAAAGAGGCGCUGAAGGAGCACGCCUACCAGUGUGCACUGGAACGUCUUGAAGAAGAAUACGUCCCAGUAGACGAGUUCACGGCUGAGCAGGACCGAGCUAAGGAGCUUGAGAGGCGUGUGCAUGAGUUGGAACGGAAGCAACAUGGUUCUGCAUCAGUUCUUCUUCAGCAGGAGAGUUCAACACAGACUGACCUGGCGCAACCAAGCACGGAGGAGACGGAUUCAGAGCGGUUCAAGCUUCUCUACAAAGAAAAGUGUGCUGUGGAACAGGUGUGCGCAGAAAAACAAGAGUUGAUUGUAUCUCUUGAGAAACGAAUCAACGAGUUGAACGAGACUCUGCAGGAAGCCGGAGAGAGCUACAUGGAGAAACUUGGAGAAGUUCAAAAUUUACAGAAUAAGCUCAAUUACCAGGAGCAAGAAACCGAGCAUUUACAGCGGGAGCUCAGUGAGAGAGCUCUGGAGCUGCACAGUGUCAAGGAGGACCUGGCCAAGCUAACGCGUGACUCUGUGGGACAAUCUCGCCCAAAACGGGGACUGCUGGUAAACAUCAAAGAGACCAUGUCCUCUCCGGCAUCAGGAACACUCUGCCGCACAAUCAGGAAAUCAGUCCGCACUACCACGUCCUUGAGGAAAAAGCCCUGAUUGAAUGUUUUUUAUGCAUAAUUAAAUGGAUGUCUGAUUUUUA